AUGGAAAAGGCAGUAGCAGCAGCUCUACCGUUGAAUCCAUUGAGUGAAACCAAAAGUUACACAUAUGAGAAGGCUCUCAAGGAGGCCGGUUUCGGUCGAGCACAGGUGAUAUUGAUGUUCCUGUGCGGAUUUGCCAUGAUGUCCUCCAUCAAUGAGUCGAUGGGAAUGGGGCUGAUAUUGCCGGCCAGUCAGUGCGAUCUGGAACUCGAUUUGAACCGAAAAGGAAUCAUCGGUGGAGUGGUUUUUGUUGGAGUACUGAUAUCCACCCACUUCUGGGGUUACCAGACGGACUUGCGAGGUCGCCGGGCAGUUCUGAGGGUAUCGCUUCUGGCUACGACCGUUUGUUCUUUUGCAACAAGUUUUGUGAAUAGUUUUCACCUGAUGGUGGUGUUACGGUUUCUGGUGGGUCUGUUUGUUUCCGCCUCGGGAUCGGCGGCGAUUGUUUAUCUGGGAGAAUUCUGUCCGAGCAACCGCCGAGGACAAAUGAUCUUGUAUGCGUGUGCCAUUGCAGGAUUUGGAUCUGCCUACGUCGCCGUGAUAGACUGUUGGAUUCUCUCCUAUGAAUGGUCAAUUGUCAUCACCGAAUCAUUCACGAUUCGUCCCUGGCGACUACUGUUUCUACUGAAUGGUCUGCCCGGGUUAAUAUCCGGUCUGGCGUUUUGGUGCUACCCAGAAAGUCCCCGAUUUCUGUUGGCAGAAGGACGGCACGACGAAGCUCUGGAGGUGCUCUGUUGGAUUCAUCAACAGAACAAACAAGCUUCGUUCGCAGUAUAUUCACUUACGACGGAACUCGAUCAGAAGGCAUCAAAUAAAUCUGAUCAGGGAAUCGGUUGGUUUCGUAGAUUUUGUUCUCAGGUCUCACCAUUGUUGGAAACUCGCAAUUCCAUCAAUUUGAUGGUCUGUUGCGUACAAAGUGUUACUCUAUAUGUGACUUACGGUGGUCUUGGCAUGUGGUUUCCUCAGAUCAUGAAUCUCGUCUUCUCAUCUUCCGAAUCUUCUACAGGCGAUCGAAUCUGCUCCAUUCUGCAAUCUAAUUCAACCACCGUCAAAGCAAUUGAAUCCUCAACUUCCAAUGAAUGUGAUGACACUUUUCAGCCGGAAACGUUCAUCUACAGCUUCGCGUUGGGUACGAUGACUGCCUGUAACUCGUUGCUAAACUCUUGCUUCCUCACGUUGUGUAGCGAGAAAACUUUACUCUACAUCAACAUGAUCGUAGCAGGCUGCGCCGGCAUCGCCCUCCAAUACAUCACCCAUAGUUACAGCGUUGCCAUCCUGUUCUGUGUGGAAAUCAACGUAGCAGCCGUGUGCAUCGUUCUCGUUCGUUCGAUGCAGGUGUCACUAUUUCCGACGCAGCUCAGAGCCACCGCCGUGUCACUGACGUCACUGGUCGGACGCAUCGGUCAAAUCAUCGCCAACAUGGUUACCGGGGUGCUCAUCGUUUAUCACUGCACACUGACACUGUAUUUCGUUGCCGGCCUACUGUUCGUCAGUGCAGGGUUGAAUGCUUUGGUACGGCAGCAGUAAGCCGCCGUUUGACGGUUGUUUUAAGCACUCACUAAUAAACGGAAAGUGAAAGCCAUUAAA
Molecule: messenger RNA, 1584 nt
Organism: Malaya genurostris
Lineage: Eukaryota; Metazoa; Arthropoda; Insecta; Diptera; Culicidae
Product: synaptic vesicle glycoprotein 2A-like
Exons: 5
Coding region: 1-1524 (507 amino acids)
Biological process (GO): transmembrane transport
Cellular component (GO): membrane
Molecular function (GO): transmembrane transporter activity
Source: RefSeq, a predicted model, not a curated record